CGGUGCGCAACUGCAAGUCCCAGUUCUCGAGGUCAGCGUCGCUCAUGAUGACGGGAAGGGUCACGAAGACGCGCUUCUCCACCAUCGCGUUGUUGUUCGUUGCCUUCACGAGCUUCUGCACUGCCGCCAAGUGUUCCAAUUCCUGGAGACGCAUGCGCUCCUCCAUCAUUUCCUUCUCCUUGAGCAGAGCGCGCUCAUGCUUCAUGCUCUCCUUCUCGUGCACCAGCUGCUUCUCAUGGAGGUCAGCCAGCAGUGUCAUGAUGGCCGUCUGGUCUCCCAGUUGGCCAGUGCGGUCCGUGAGGUUCGUAAGGCGGGUAGUGAAAGGGUUCUCGGGGUUAGGAUCUUCUUGGAAUUCGGAGCUGACGUGAGUGUCUUCGUCCUCCUGACGGCGCUCGGGUUCCUUGCCAAGGUUGGCUCCGGCGCGGUUGAGCUCGCCGUCCACGAUGUCGACCAACGGAGUAUUCUGCAUGUCAAGCAUGUCUUCUUCGUCACCAAGGUAGAUGCUACGGCGCGAGGGCCCAGCUCGGGCGGACUCUCUAGCCAUUGUGUCGUUCACUGCUUC
Messenger RNA from Chaetomium strumarium, 562 nucleotides. RefSeq lists its product as uncharacterized. Bases 45 to 368 code for a protein of 107 amino acids. The transcript has a single exon. The record is from RefSeq and is a predicted model, not a curated record. Lineage: Eukaryota; Fungi; Ascomycota; Sordariomycetes; Sordariales; Chaetomiaceae.